Messenger RNA from Mustela erminea (ermine), 1893 nucleotides. RefSeq names its product solute carrier family 35 member F4 (gene SLC35F4). The transcript is spliced from 8 exons. Lineage: Eukaryota; Metazoa; Chordata; Mammalia; Carnivora; Mustelidae. Gene Ontology annotation, cellular component: membrane. The record is from RefSeq and is a predicted model, not a curated record. The coding region runs from base 277 to 1731 and encodes 484 amino acids.
GUUCGGGCAGCAGUGCGCCGGGCGGCGGGCGGGAGAGCUGCCAGGCUGACGGAGAGGCCGGCCCGAGUGGGGGCCGCUCCGCCGCCGCCGCCGCCGCCGCCGCCGCUGUGAUGCGGAGCCGGUGCCGCGCCGGGCGGUGGAGUCAGAGCCCGGGCGCGGGAGCACGAGCUGCAACAUCAGCACCGGCGGCGGCGGCGGCAGCACCUGCACCAGCUCCCGGGCCCCGCGCUGCGCUCGCCGCCCCGCCGCGCCCGGGGCCGCCGCCCCGCGCUCUCUAUGGAUGUCAAGGCGGCCCCCAACGGGGUGGCUACCAUCGAGGACCGGAUCCUGCGGAUCACCGGCUACUAUGGCUAUUAUCCGGGUUACUCCAGCCAGAAAAGUACCUCCAGAUCAUCAGUAACUCGAUGUAAACCAGGAGCCAACUGCCCCAGUUCCCACAGUGGCAUCAGCAGACAACUGUCCCCUCUUUCUGUCACUGAAGAUUCUUCUGCUCCUAUUCUUGAACUUCAGAGUCGAGGAUCCUCUGGAGUGUGUGGACACAGAGUUGAAAGGCCAAACAGAUCAGGGGAUGAUGGAACACAGACUCAUCCUGAGAACAGCAGCCAAGAAAACAGAAUCAAGGCUCGCUGCCAGUCUUGCACGUCCAUGGUUCUGAAGGCUGUCUGGGGACUCUUGAUCAUCUUGUCAGUGUCAUCGUCUUGGGUUGGAACCACACAGAUUGUAAAAAUUACUUACAAGAACUUCUACUGUCCAUUUUUCAUGACUUGGUUUUCAACAAACUGGAACAUUAUGUUUUUCCCAGUCUAUUAUUCCGGUCAUCUGGCCACCGCUCAAGAAAAACAAUCUCCGAUGAAAAAGUUCAGGGAAUGCAGCCGGAUUUUUGGUGAAGACGGUCUGACAUUGAAGCUCUUUCUUAAAAGAACUGCUCCCUUUUCUAUUCUAUGGACUUUGACUAAUUACCUGUAUUUACUGGCUUUAAAGAAGCUGACAGCCACGGAUGUCUCUGCUCUGUUCUGUUGUAACAAAGCCUUUGUCUUCUUGCUGUCGUGGAUCGUGCUGAAAGACAGGUUCAUGGGAGUGAGGAUAGUCGCUGCAAUCAUGGCCAUUACUGGCAUCGUCAUGAUGGCAUAUGCAGAUAAUUUCCAUACGGAUUCGAUCAUAGGUGUGGCAUUCGCAGUGGGCUCAGCCUCUACAUCUGCAUUAUAUAAGGUCUUGUUCAAGAUGUUUCUUGGAAGUGCCACUUCGGUGAAGCAGCACACUUUGUCUCCACGUUGGGUUUCUUCAUUUGAUCUUCAUCUCUUUCACCCCGGUCAUCCUGUAUUUCACCAAAGUAGAGCACUGGUCAUCAUUUGCAGCUCUGCCGUGGGGCUAUCUCUGUGGAUGGCCGGGCUGUGGCUGGCCUUCAACAUCCUGGUGAAUGUCGGCGUGGUGCUGACAUACCCAAUCUUGAUCUCCAUUGGGACCGUGCUCAGCGUCCCCGGAAAUGCAGCUGUGGAUCUCCUGAAACAGGAGGUGAUCUUCAAUGUCGUCCGCCUGGCCGCUACCAUUGUCAUUUGCAUUGGGUUUCUGCUGAUGCUGUUGCCAGAGGAGUGGGACGAAAUCACCCUGAGAUUCAUCAACAGCCUGAAGGAAAAGAAGAGUGAGGAACAUGUGGAGGACAUCACUGAUUCUAGUGUACACCUGCGGACCAGAAGCAGGGCCAAUGGGACAGUGUCUAUACCCCUGGCUUAACGAGGGACCCAUUUUGGAUGCACGUGUAUGUAUAUUCUGUGAAUAUAGUAAAUUUUUCUCACUACCUGUACACUCAAAUGACAGUAUUAAUUCUGGAUUUGGAUAUGUCAUAGGUGAAAUCAUGCCAAGGAUAAAAGUUUACAUUUAUAUGCUUAUCAAGGA